GAGCGAGAGGGCAGGGCUGGGUCCUGAGAGAAGCUUGCUGAAAAGAGGAAGGGGCCUGUAGCAUUGUCCAUGUUCGGCAUCAGCCCUGAGAGCAGGAGUCUGUUGAAGUGGGCUGGGAGGUUUGCUCCUGGAUGCCGUGUAAACACACCCUGCAAGACCAGAGAGCAGCAGGUUGGGUUUGCCUGUUGAGCUCUCUGAGCCAAAGAGAAGGUGGCCCUGGGGCGAGGCAAGAGUCCAGGCAGGCCAGAGGACAGCCUGACCUCCAGAUUUUCCGUAAAGACCCUGCUGGAGAAAUACACCACGGAGCCCAUUGACGAUUCGUCGGAGGAGUUCAUCAACUUUGCUGCCAUUCUAGAGCAGAUCCUGAGUCACCGUUUCAAAGGUCCCGUCAGUUGGUUCAGCUCCGAUGGGCAGCGCGGCUUCUGGGAUUACAUCCGCCUGGCCUGCAGCAAGGUCCCCAACAACUGCGUCAGCAGCAUCGAGAACAUGGAGAACAUCAGCACUUCUAGGGCCAAGGGCCGGGCCUGGAUCCGCGUGGCGCUGAUGGAGAAACGCAUGUCGGAAUACAUCACCACGGCCCUGAGGGACACCAGAACCACCAGAAGGUUUUACGACGACGGGGCUAUCAUGCUGCGAGAGGAGUCUACCGUGCUCACUGGGAUGCUGAUCGGCCUCAGCGCCAUUGACUUCAGUUUCUGCUUGAAAGGGGAAGUAAUGGACGGGAAAACCCCUGUGGUCAUUGACUACACCCCGUAUCUGAAGUUUACACAGAGCUACGAUUACCUGAGCGACGAGGAGGACCGGAGGAGCAUGGAGAGCAGCACGAGCGAGGAGAGCUCCCCCGAGCACCCCUACCAGCUGCUGGUCACCGACGAGGACAGCUGGUACAACAAGUGGCGUAAGAUGGAGCAGAAGUUCCGCAUCGUGUAUGCGCAGAAGGGGUACCUGGAGGAGCUGGUGCGGCUUCGGGAAUCCCAGCUGAAGGACCUGGAGGCAGAGAACAAGCGUCUGCAGAUGAGGCUGGAGGAGGUGAAGGUGCAGAACCAGCUGGAGAAGAGGGAGCUGGAGGGCGUCAUCUUGGAACUGCAGGAGCAACUGACGGGCCUGAUCCCCUGUGAGAACACCCAGCUCUCCAAGGAGAUGGCCACGCCGCUGGCGAACCAGUGGCCGUCGCUGGGGACCCUCAAUGGGAACGAGAGCGGGUCAGACGCCAAGCUGUACAGGAGGCACAGCUUCAUGAGCACGGAUCAGCUGUCGGCGGAGAUCAGCCUGAGCUCGGAUUCCCAGAGGCUGGGGGAAGGCAAGCAAGAAGGAGAGCCCUGGGGGCCAUUGGGGAAGGACCCCACCCCAUCCAUGCUGGGGCUCUGCGGCUCCCUGGCCUCCCUCCCAAGCUGCAGGUCCCUGGCCAGCCUGAAAUCUAACGAGUGCCUGGUGAGUGACAGCAACGAAGCCAGCCCCACCCACAGCCCCAGUUGAGACGCUGGGCGGCGCCACUUGUCCUGGGAUCGGCGGGUCCCACCGGGGAGCCAAGAGGCGAACCAAGGAGCCGCCACCAUCUCAAACCAACGGGACCAAAGCGACAGGCAAAUGGACCUUACUGAACUUCUUGAGGGGCUGGGGUAACCAGCCCCACCCUGGCUGAUUCGCUGCAUCCUUACAGACGCGGGCCCCAUUCCUACCGAGGGACGCUUAACCGAGUACUUAAUAUCCUACGCGCGUACGGAGCCGGAAGGAUCCCGACGUGCUUUGUGAAAUGUGCUGCAGAAAAGCAGCCACCUCUGGGGUGGACCAAGGCAGCCGUUUAACCGCCGUGCUGCACAGCAGCUGAAGGACAGGGCGUGAAGAAGGAUCCUGCACCUGACUGAAAUUGCAAAAGUGGGAGGAGUUGGGGGGGGCAGGACAUAAAUCCUGCACCUGGAGCUUUCGCUUGGCUGGAAAGGGUGAAGCGUGGAGGCGGGGUGGGGCACUGUCACACGGCCAUGGCCUCCCCUUGGGGCACGCCCUGGCCAGCGUCCCACCCUGGGGACUUUAUCACUGCUCUGGAACCAGCUGAUUGGGGCCGAGAUGCCUCCUCCCAGCAGGACGCUGUGUGGCCCCCCUAGGCACGUGAGACACCCAGAGCAGGGAGCUGGGGGGCUGGGAAGGGGAGGAACUGUCAGCUCGUACCUGCUUCCCUCAGCCCGGCAUCACAGCCAUGGACUCUUGUGCCCUUCUGCCACAGGCCGGAUGCUUUGACAAAGUGGCUUUGCAGCCCAGGGGGCUGCCUGCCCCGUGGAGGUGAGACCCCCAGACAGCUCCCUCCUCCGGUUUUGCGUGCCCCGUCAUGCCCAGCAACCAUCCCCGCCUCGGUGGGGGGAGGGGAUUCUGCCUCCUCCACCACCCAUGUCCUGUGUGUAGGAACCUGCUGCUGCCAUGCGUGUCUCGCUCCUGAGCGCCCCCAGCCGGGGCAUGUCGUGCACCCUCUGACGGGGAGAAUCGCCCCAGUGCCCCCCUGACGUUUUCUAGCCCCGGCUCGGGGGAGGCCGUCGAAGCAAACAGACAAUAAAUGCAGAUAUGAGCUGGGUCUGAUUUGGAGUGAGGGGGGGCUAAGCCGGUGCCACGGUCAGUCUCCCAUUGUUUUCAAUGUAGAUGUAACCCCCCGGGCCGGGCAUUGUAGGGGCCCCUCAGUGCCCCCCCUGCAGACACAUGCGUCUCUUACAACCCCAGAUAGACGCGUUCUUUAGCUCAGGCUAAGAGCAGGUGCUUGGAGCUCUGGGUCAAUCCUGGGCUAUUUGCCAGCUGGCGGUCAGUGCAGAUAGAGCGAAACACCCACACAAAAUGCCCUGGCACCCGCUGGGGCUCCUGUAGCUGAUGGAAACUGGCUCCCUAACGAGGGAGUUGCGGGGGGACGUUACGGUGAGACUGAGUCAUGACAAUUCAGGCAGGGUGCCCCAGGGGUCAUGGAGGUAGGCGCAUGCACCCACCCUCCAAGCCUGGCGCAAGGGUGCCCAGCUCCUCCGCCACUAGCCACCGCGCCCCUCUCCAUCACAGCCAAGCCAUUCAGCUGCAGCCCCUGAUUUUAGAAGCCCCCCACAAGGUACCUUGUGGCCUGAUUUUCAGAGAGCGCUGAGCCCCCGUGCGACUGCUCGCAAAUGCCUGCAGUCAAUGGGAGCUAGCGGUGCUGAGCACCAAUGCAACCCGGGUUCCCCGUGAGCUCUCACGCUGGGUCCCUGCAGCCAGCAGCCAUUGGGGGGGGGUGUUGCAGCAGCCUGCGGAGGUACAGGUGCAGCUGCCCUCAUGCCUAACCCUAGCGCUACACCGCUGGGCGCCAUCCUCCCGGGGUUAAGCGGACGUCUGCUCAAGCUGUCCCGGAAAGACCUCAGCCAGACCCGCGCGCCUGGCUCUGCACUGAAGCCGGCUGCAAACAGCGCUGGGCCUGCUAGGGGCAUGUCCGAGCGAGGGGCCCAUGAUGCCGUUGGAGCACAGGGAGAGGCCUGAGGACCUGGGCACGUUCGUGCUUGAAGGCAAGGAGCUGAGGCGCUCGCCGUGUCAGGUCAGGGGCUUCACCGACCCAGGCUCCCUCUCUGGGGUUUUCUCUGAUCCACCCCAGCCUUAGGGUGGGGCCUCUCCUGCCCGGGUGCCCACGGCAUUCCUGCAAGGGGGGGUUUGGCUCGUCUGCCGCCUAGCGCAGCUGGGGGCACUAACGGAGGCUCUUUGGUGGAGGAUGCUCUGGGAGGCAGCUGGGGUGAGGGGAUGAGCCCCGGAGGCUCAGGGCCUGUUAACCGCUGGCUGCUCUGCGAGGCUCAGGCACAGCGUACUGGCAAGGGGGGGAAGGAGAGGGCCGACCCUGGGGCAGCAGCCUUCAACCCCCUUUGUUAGCAGGGCCGAGCAGGGCGCUGCUGAGAGGAAGGCGUUUGCAGAGAGCCAGGAUUCCUCUUGCUGUGUGCGGGGUGGGGUGGGGGGUGAGCCCCUCGCAUUACUCUCACCUCAGGCAGGAAGUAAUGGAGGUGAGGUCCGUGUAGAUACAGCAGAGCGGCAGGUCAGGACUCCAGCGACCAGGCACCGCAGGGAUAACCAUGGGACAAGGUAGGGGCAUCACUGCUCCACGUUCCCCAGUGCCAGCUGACCGGGGGAGGCAGCUGAAAAGGAGCCACGCUGCAUCUACAGCUGAGCAGGGGCCACAACAGGAACGCACCCAGGGCAGAGAGCAGCCCAGCUCUGGGCUUGGGACUCCUGCUUUUCGGCCAAGCACUCCCCCGGCCUAGCCCCUUCCCCUCCAGGGUCUCAAGGCACUUCCCAGCGCUCAGGUGACUGGCAGUCUCUCCUGUGAGACCAGGCGGUAUCACCCCACUCACUACAGCAGGGAAACUGAGGCACACAGGGAGGCUGGGGCAGAGCUGAGAUGACAACCAAGAUCCCCUGAAUCCCAUCCCAGUGCCUUAACCACAAGCUGGGCCGCCUUCUCCUACAGAUGCCUGUGUGUAAAGGGCCCGAGGUGUGUUUGCCCCUUGGAAAGCAGCCUCAGCCCCAGCAGGAUUGUGGCCCCCUCCAGGUCUGAACCCCACCACAGGGUGGGGGCGUGCGUGGCAGUAUCACAGCUUUGCUGCUGAACCUCGUUUGGCUGGAGGCAGGGUAGGGUAAGGCUGGGGGAAGCAGGCACUGAUCCAAG
Mauremys reevesii (Reeves's turtle) is the source of this 4648-nucleotide messenger RNA. RefSeq names its product RUN domain containing 3A (gene RUNDC3A). The record is from RefSeq and is a predicted model, not a curated record. Gene Ontology annotation, cellular component: cytosol. NCBI's taxonomy places the organism in Eukaryota, Metazoa, Chordata, Testudines, Geoemydidae. Bases 487 to 1476 code for a protein of 329 amino acids. The transcript is spliced from 11 exons.